Molecule: messenger RNA, 1120 nt
Organism: Pelagomonas calceolata
Lineage: Eukaryota; Pelagophyceae; Pelagomonadales; Pelagomonadaceae
Source: the annotation of a GenBank genome assembly
AUGAACGCCUCGACGCCGCCGGGCCGCCGGCAACGGUACGGCCUCUCGGGGAUGCCUUCACCAGUAUAUAUCUCGUUCGACAAUUUAUGUCGCGCAAGCGCCUCUGCGUUGCGGCCAUCGACGGCGGUGCGCGCCGCCAUCGACACGAAUCUUUGUUUGGUGAGCGAGGUUGCAAGUGAGGAGGUCGACGAGAGCGCUCUCCAGAGGUGGUUUGGCAACUACCGCGGUACCAGCGUCGCGAGGUUCCCCUUCGCCGUGCUCGAGAUCAAGCUCGCGCUCGACGACGCCGACGAUUUACCGGGAUGGGUCAAGCCCAUCGUCGACGACCUCGUGCCGGUGCACAAGUUCUCGAAGUAUAUGCCUGUGUUCGUGAGCCUCAACGCCGCGUCGAUGGCGUGGGGCGCCUGAAGUUUGAUUUCCACACAGGUAUAUACAUGGGGCCGCAACCUUACUCCCGGACGAGGUCCAGGCCGUGCCCUACUGGACCGACGAGCCGGCGCUCAAGCAAGAGGCGAGCUUCCAGACGCCCGUCAAGGCCGCGCUGAAGUCGCCCGAGUCGUUUGGGAACCGAGCCGUCGGGGCGGCGGCGUUGCGACCGGUCGCCCGCGAGUGGCACGACGGCGAGCGGCGCACGCAAGCGUCGAUCCAACGGCGCGAGGAACCGGGAUGUUUUCAGACCGUCGCUGAAGCCGGUCCCCUGGAGCCCGGGCGCGUCCUCGAGGGCGGCUGCUGUGAGACGGAGCGCGAGCCGGCUGCCGGACUGUUGAUGCCCAAAGAUUUGUUCGCGAACGAGCGCACGUUCAUCCAUUGGCUACAUAUGGCUGUUAUUCUCGUAUCCUUCGGCUCCACGGCCUUCGCCUUCGCCGACGCCGGCGCCCGGUUCAUCUCGCCGGCGGCGCGCUUCCGGGCCGCGUGCUACGGGGGCAUGCUCUGCGUCGGCGCGUCCGUUUUAGCUUGCUACGCGUUGCUGACGUACCGCUGGCGCGCCAGACACAUCCUCGCCAAAGAUCAGCCCGAGUGGGGCGACCCCCAGGGACCGCUCCUCGUGACGUUCGUCGUCGUCUUCAUGCUUCUCUCGGCCUGGGUCGCGGAGAUGAAGGUGUGGCUCUCGUCUACGUGA